Messenger RNA from Eimeria tenella, 938 nucleotides. RefSeq lists its product as uncharacterized. The transcript has 3 exons. The annotation marks the transcript as partial. NCBI's taxonomy places the organism in Eukaryota, Apicomplexa, Conoidasida, Eucoccidiorida, Eimeriidae. The record is from RefSeq and is a predicted model, not a curated record.
AUGGGCUUCCCGCUGCAGCAAAUGCUGGAGUGUAUGGACCGCCGCAGCAGCUGGACCUCUGCUGCUCGCACGCAGCUAGCGUUUGCUGCUUUUUUCCCGCUGCUGCUGCUGCUGCUGGCCGUGGCUCUGGGGCUGCUGCUGCACUUGCUGCACGAGCAGGCAGCAGCAAAAUACCAGAGAGAUGCAAGAAAAACUGCUUUGGUGAAAGAUGUUUACGCAAACCCUGAAGAAAACACCGCCGAAAUAGCUGAAGCUAUCCUGCGGGAGCGGGAACGUCUUCUGGCUGCAGUAGCCACGCCGAGAGGCAGCAAACCGCCAAGUCCGGAGCAAACACCCCGAACAGCAGCAGCAGCAGCAGUAGCAGCAUCAGCAACAGGGACACCAUCGGGGAGCAGAGAAGGGGCAGGAAUGCAGCAGCAGCUUUCCCUGGGAAAAGCAGCGGCGCCAAAUAAGCAGCAGCAGCAGCAGCAGCAGCAGCAGCAGCAGCAAGCAGCAGCAGCACAGCAAUUCACCCGCGACCCUCAGCAUGCUGCCUUACCUGCCCCCACAGCAGCUGCUGCAGCGCCGCGUACAGCAGCAGGCCAGGCUAAUACGAAGCAGCAGCAGCAGCAAGGACAGCAGCAGCAGCAGCAGCAGUCACCGCAACAGCAAGGCUCGGCGCAGCAGCAGCAGCUGCAGCAGCAACUUGGGCAGCGCCACGCAGGAAUAAAAGUCGUGCCGAAGGCAGCUAAGGAGGACUCCAAAGAAGAAAAGCCUGCUGCUGCUGCUGUUGCCUCGGUAAUGGAGGAAUUAGAGGAGCAGCAAAAGGCAGCAGCAGCAGCAGCAGAAGAAGCAGCAGCAGUAGCAGCAGAGAAAACGGGAAAGCGAUGGACCAGGACGCAGUGGAUUUUGGGCUCUUGGGCGAUUCUGCACCAUAUUUUUGUCAACACAGUGUCAAA